AUGAACCGCGAGGGGGCCUCCGGGAAGAGUCCGGAGGAGAUGUACAUUCAGCAGAAGGUCCGAGUGCUGCUCAUGCUGAGGAAGAUGGGCUCCAACCUGACGGCCAGCGAGGAGGAGUUCCUUCGCACCUACGCGGGGGUGGUCAACAGCCAGCUCAGCCAGCUGCCCCAGCACUCCAUCGACCAGGGUGCGGAGGACGUAGUGAUGGCGUUUUCCAGGUCGGAGACGGAGGACCGGAGGCAGUAG
Messenger RNA from Rangifer tarandus platyrhynchus (Svalbard reindeer), 246 nucleotides. Lineage: Eukaryota; Metazoa; Chordata; Mammalia; Artiodactyla; Cervidae. The record is from the annotation of a GenBank genome assembly.